AUGUUGACACAAGGAGCAGACACAGAUCAAGAGCCCACCAGGCCAACGUGGAGCAGACAGAUAGAGUUCACUUUGGCCGGCAUCGGCUGUGCUGUAGGUCUGGGCAAUGUCUGGAGGUUCCCCUAUCUUUGCUACCGGAGUGGAGGAGGUGCCUUUCUGGUGCCAUACCUGCUCAUGCUGGUGGUGUUGGGCAUCCCUCUGCUUUACAUGGAGCUGACUGUGGGGCAGUACACAAGGAGAGGUCCUGUACUUGCUCUGGCUACUGUCUGCCCACUGUUAAAAGGAGUGGGAAUUGCAUCGGUGGCCAUCUCCUUCAUUAUGUGUACCUACUACAAUGUCGUCAUCACCUGGGCUCUCUAUUACCUCUUCAGCUCCUUCCGGGCACCACUACCAUGGCAAAACUGCAACAAUACUUGGAACACACCUAACUGCACCAAUCACGCUACCAACAGCAGCUACUCCUCCACAGCUAGCCAAGAGUUCUUCAAAUAUAAGAUGCUAGAGCAGACUAGUGGAGUAGAGGAUACAGGAGUGCUCCGGUGGGAUCUUUUCCUCAUUCUCAUUCUGGCCUGGAUCCUCAUUUACUUUUGCAUCUUUAAGGGGGUGAAAUCAACAGGCAAGGUGGUGUACUUUACUGCCCUGUUCCCGUAUGUUAUUCUGAUUGCCCUGCUGAUCAAUAAUGCACAGCUUCCUGGAGCAUUAGAGGGGAUAAAGUUCUUCAUUGUGCCUGUGUGGGAUGAGCUGCUCUCAGUAGAGGUGUGGGUGAAUGCUGCGGCUCAAAUCUUUAACUCCAUUGGGAUUGGUUUUGGCUCGCUCAUGGCAAUGUCCAGCUACAAUGACUUCAACAACAACAUUUUGAAGGACACACUGAGCAUAUCCAUUAUCAACUCCAUAACCAGCAUCCUGGCAGGGUUUGUCAUUUUCUCUGCCUUUGGGUAUAUGUCAUACCUGCAGGGCAUUCCUGUCAGUGAUCUGGCUGUGGAUGGUCCAGGACUAGUUUUUGUUGUUUACCCGCAAGCCUUUGCCAACAUGCCAGUGGCUCAGCUCUGGGCAGUGUUGUUCUUCUUUAUGCUGCUUUGCCUCGGACUGGACAGUGAGUUUGCAAUGGUUGAAGUGAUGGUCACCAGCCUCAUGGAUCAAUUCUACAAAGACGUGAUUCACAUUUUCAAGAAAAAGGAACUGUUUGUUCUUGCGGUUUGUUUCGUAGCCUGCCUCUUUGGAAUUCCUUGUGUCAUGCAGGUGGGAAUCUAUGUUUUCCAGCUGAUGGAUCAUUACACUGCCAUAGUAUCCAUCAUGUUUCUGGCAUUCUUUGAGGUCAUGGCCACCUGUUGGAUUUAUGGUGUAAAAAGACUUUCAGCCAACCUGGAGGAGAUGAAUGGACACAAAGCAAACAUCUUCUUCAGACUGUGUUGGCUUAUAGUUGCUCCUGUGCUCAUCACUGUCAUCCUGAUUUUCUCCAUCAUUCAAUUCAAACCUGCCCGCUAUGGGGAGUACGUCUUCCCUCCCUGGGGUCAGGGGGUCGGCUGGAUCAUUGCUUUGGCCUCCAUCAUCUGGAUUCCUCUGGGUGCCAUUCACACUUUGUGGGUGCUGCCUGGCUCCAUCAUGGAGAAAUUAAAGCUGUCCCUCACACCGUAUGCGCUGAAUGAAAAGUCAAACAUGCCGUACUAUGAGAGGGGAGGACCAGGUGGAAAUCCACCCAUCGCUGUCAUCAGCCCCAGCUUCGAUCUACCUGAAAAGCAUCCUGCUGAGACGUACUUCUGAUGCCUCAGUGUUUUGCAGGCCACCUACAGUGGCAGAUUACUGUUAAGCUUUAACUAAUCACAGAUUUAUGUCUUCAAUCUUUGUCAAUUUUCUGGUCAAAUUUAACCAACACGUGUUACAAGAAUGUACAUGAUUGUGAUCCAUAUCUACUAUGCAGAGCAUUUAAUGCAACAGGAUUUUUUUUUUCUGGAAAGACGUUGUUUAGAAUUAGCUGUCACUGUGUGUAUCUUCAGUGUACUUCUUUGUGAAAGAGCUCCAAAGGGCAAAGGAGUAGACUUCGCACAUUUCACUGCCCUCGUUUAUGGAAACUUUGCUAA
Molecule: messenger RNA, 2078 nt
Organism: Pundamilia nyererei
Lineage: Eukaryota; Metazoa; Chordata; Actinopteri; Cichliformes; Cichlidae
Product: sodium- and chloride-dependent GABA transporter ine
Exons: 13
Coding region: 1-1761 (586 amino acids)
Biological process (GO): nitrogen compound transport; amino acid import across plasma membrane; sodium ion transmembrane transport
Cellular component (GO): plasma membrane
Molecular function (GO): amino acid:sodium symporter activity
Source: RefSeq, a predicted model, not a curated record